Molecule: messenger RNA, 2200 nt
Organism: Coffea arabica (coffee)
Lineage: Eukaryota; Viridiplantae; Streptophyta; Magnoliopsida; Gentianales; Rubiaceae
Source: RefSeq, a predicted model, not a curated record
GCUUUUCUUUUGUUGAGUGGCACAUUACCACUUUGGCAUUUCGCAUACACGAAAUUCUGAUGCGGUAUAUGGAUGAUUUACUUGAUACAGCACUCUCAUAAGAAUUUUUUUCUGUGCCUAUCCAAAAAUGGCAAGCUCAAGAAUCAACGAGGAUAGGAGCAACCGAUCUGCUGCUUAUAGAGCAGUAUUAGAGGGAAAGAAACAGUCAGUAGAAACCUUUCGCAGUAUCAAUGUGGAUGCCUUCAGAUUACUUCUCCAGGAUGGUCUUGUGACAAUUGAAAAUCUGAAGGCAAAGAAUGUCAAUGGCCACACUGCAUUGCAUGAAGCUGCAAGAUUUGGCCACAAGGAUGUUGCAGAGAUCAUGUUAAGGACAGAAAAGGAUUUAGUGUCUGAGAGAAACAAACUGGGUGAAACCCCUCUUUUUGUGGCUGCUGCAUGUGGGAAAAAGGAAGUUUUCUCACUUCUGGAAAAGUACAUCGGUGAUUGCAUGAUGAGGAGGAAUGAUGGAUGCACAAUCCUUCAUGCUGCUGUAAUUGGAGGAUAUUACAGUCUAUGCUGGUGGAAUAUGAUGUGGGAUGUUGUUGCAUUAAAUGUUAGUCCUUUUCAAGUUUUCGCUCUAUUGUAUCAAACAGGUUUGGCAAUUGGCAUAUUGGAGUCGUAUCCUGAUCUUGCUGGCAAACGUAAUGAAAAAGGAAAAACUGCUUUACAUCUUUUGGCUGCAAAACCAGAGUCCUUCAGGAGUGGUUCUGCCUACACGCUCAACGAUCUUGGGAGGAAGUCCCUCAUUCCUCUGCAUAUACUCCGAGCUAUAAUCUAUUGGUGUAUUGCGGUCCUGUACAAGGAAUCACAACCUGUCAACAGUGUAGAAGAACCAAGCAAUUCUGCUUCUAUUCAUAAAUUGAACAGAUCUUCUUUUGCCAAUUUUAUCUUGGGUUUUCCUUGGCUUAAAGAAAUUGAUGAUGCAAAGCAAAGCCAUGCAGUUGCACUAAUGCUUGCAGAAAGGUUAAUCAGAAGAGAAGAUUGGAGCCACUAUGUGCAUACAGGGGCCAAAGAUCAUGAAGGCAGCCAGUUUGGGAUAUCAUCAGAAAAGAAAAAUAGUAUGCCAGAUCCACUAAUACAAGCAACGAGACUCGGCAUCAUUGAGGUAGUUCAGGAAAUCCUCAGCGUCUACCCUGAAGCUGUGUAUACCUUCGAUGGAAAAGGAAGGAAUAUACUGCAAAUUGCAGUGGAGGAGAAAAAAUGGUUCUUGUACGACCACUUGAUGACUAGUGGUACUGACAGGGACAGAAUGCUAAGCGCUAUUGAUCACGAAGGAAAUAGCAUUAUACAUCUCGCAGCACUCCUGGAAUCCCCUCCCAGCGUUCCCCCUGGAGUUUUUCACCAAAUGAUGUGGGAAGCCCUCUGGUUUAAGCGGGUGCAAUAUGACUCUUUUCCACAUCUCUGGCAACUGCAAAAUUCUGAUGGGACGACAGCAAAACAAGUAUUCGAGACGAACCAUGCACGUCUACGCGAAAAGGCUGAGGAAACUGUGAGAGCAUUGUCCAACAGUGUGUUGAUUGUGUCUGUCCUCAUUGGUACCAUAAACUUUGCUGCAAUUUUUACCGUACCCGGAGGUUUCGAUCAAACGACUGGAGAGGCCAUUUUUCUCAAGAACCGGCGCUGGGAAUUCGGCUUGUUGAUGUUCUACUUAGCUGGAGGGCUGUUCUCCUCUCUGUUCACCAUGGGGACUGUGCUUGUGAUCAUCUUUUUGCGAUUUACAACUGAGGAUUUUUAUAUUUCCCUGCCCUGCUACAUUGUGACGAACAUAAUUUCCAUCUUCUACUCCACGGUCUUCACAAUCGUAGCAGCUGGACAAGCAUUAAUAGUGCAGAAAGUCGUGAUUACCGACUACAGGCUCCUCGUGGUGGUCUUCUUUAUCUAUUGUCUGCUGGCCCUUGUGCUCAUGGAAACAUCAUAUCUGAUAUUCGACUAUGUGUAUUACCUAAUUCGUAAUUGCCUUUGCUAUAGAGGGCAAGAAUCUUAAGCACUUCCUUGCUUAGUCAUGCCAAUUUCGUGCAGACUGAAAAAGUUUGAGCAAGUUUGUGAAGAACUUUUGCAUGUCAUCUAUUGAUUUAGAUGAAUUUCAUAUGGGGAAAACCCAAUGAAGAAUGUAACAAUUAACAUGUUCAUGAAUAAAAGCUGAAAUCUAACUCGAAUACCA